Esox lucius (northern pike) is the source of this 2292-nucleotide messenger RNA. Its product is annotated as putative N-acetyltransferase 8B. NCBI's taxonomy places the organism in Eukaryota, Metazoa, Chordata, Actinopteri, Esociformes, Esocidae. Gene Ontology annotation, molecular function: N-acetyltransferase activity. The transcript is spliced from 3 exons. The coding region runs from base 103 to 834 and encodes 243 amino acids. The record is from RefSeq and is a predicted model, not a curated record.
UUACCAUGAGCUGUGGCUAAAGUUCACAGAAAGAGAAGCGGAAUUAUAUCAAUGUAGUAAGCAGUAAAAAGUUAGAAAGAAAAGGAACAAGGAAAACACAAAAUGGCCCCGAAGAAUAACUUGCAGUACUUAAUUCGGAAGUACCAGGCCGAGGAUAAAGACGCCGUCAUCUCACUCUUUUGCAAUGGGAUUUUGGAACACGUCUACCCAGCUUUCUUUAAGGCUAUGAGCAACACAGAUCAAAUUGGCGUGACCCUAAGCAUUUCAAUGGCAGGCUACGUGUUGGGUGGAAGCUCCUAUUUUAUGGCCUUGCUCUUCGGGGGAGCGUGGGCCGGGCUCAUCUACUACUGCUGCUUUGACUUAUACGAGGGCUACAGGCUGAGAAGAAUGAACACAGACAUGGCUGACAUCCAGGCUAGCUACCUGGACAACCCAGACAAUGGCUUCUGGGUGGCGGAGGCAGAGCUCAACGGCACGUCCAAGGUGGCUGGGGUGGUAGCAGUGAUUGGGUGGAAGGAAGGUCAUUCGGUAGGUAUUGACGAGACAGGCCAAGACGAGAGCGCCGGAAGCUAUUGUGAGGUGCUCCAUCUGAUUGUGUCAUUUGGGUGCCGCAAAAAAGGCCUGGGCUCCCAAAUGACUCAGAAGGUCAUGGAGUUCUGCAAGGAGCGUGGCUUCUCCCGUGUCGUUCUGGAGAUCAGUUCGACGCAGGCCGCAGCCUAUGCCCUCCUCAGCGAAUCGGGCUUCAUUCAAACCCGCCAAAGUAACGCACAUGGUAACCACUGGUUCUCCAAGCUGGCCAACAUCCAAGUGAUGCGUAUGGAGAAAGAAGUCUGACAAUCAUUGAUCAGUAGCUCAUCUGUAGCGCGCUACCCGUGACAGGGCUAAUGUGUAGAAAAUAGUAUACUGCUCAUUCAUUGCAAGCAGAUUUUAAACAGGCCCUAUAAAAUCACAGGGCUGCCUUACAGAUUGUGUCUUGUCCAAGCAGUUUGAAAACGUGCUAUAAUGUAAAUUUACAAUUUGAUCAGAAUGGAGGUUUUUAACACAUUUUUGGACGGAGUAUUCUAAUGGUUCAAACUUGUUUUGGCCUGCACAAUGCCACGGAAGGUUUCCACUAUUGUAAAUCAGUCUACUGGGUUUGGAUGUUUAUGGGUUCCGAGCAAUCAGCCAAUGAUCUAAUCACUGUUUUCUUCUCCAUCUUCUUCUCAAUCUUCUUCUUCUUCUUCUUCUGUUUUUAAAUGGCUUUAAUACCACCAUCUAGUGGACACAAUUAGAGAAUGACAUCAGCGCUCAAACAUUGCAGGUGCCUGUAAAUCACCGAAAUUAAAUGUAUGCAUUUAUCAAGCAAGAAAAAAAUGACAGAAGAAAAUGUACCACUUCAAAAUGGAAAUUGCCUCAGUGUGCUCACAGACGCCGUAAUGGGACAGACAUAAUGAUGAUUACUCUAACUCUGUGGUUUCACCUUCUUAGUUUUAUGCUUUUCAGUUUUCCUUAUGCAUGUAGCAUACCUUAUUACCUGCAGGCACUGAGACCAGUGAGGCAAUAUUACCAUACCACUUGUUUAAAGAAACGUAAUUCAUAAAGACCUUUGCUAAUGUUUACAGAGAAAAUGAAAUCCUCAUGUGAAUGUGUGAAGUGUUAAGAUAUGAUGCAAAGAAACGAACAAUUGCCCAACACAAUUAUGGAUUGUUCUCUUGUACACUGAAAAAUAACAAGCCUUCUUCAUGACUGAAUUACUGGCAAAUACAAAUCAUACAAAUGUAAACCUUACUUUUUAAGCCUCUUUUCAUCCAGGGAAAAGUUGAAUCCCUUUGCCUCACAGUAAUAACUGUCAGCUGACUUCUAUGACCUCAAAACUGUUUAAAAUACUAUUGCAAGGUGAAAUGGUAUAGGAGGUUUAAAAUUAAUUCAAGACAAAGAAAAAAGUUGAUGUGUAUGUCGCACUUGUCUUGUAAAGUAAUUGUUUACAACAAUGCUGAAUGGUAAAGACAGAAACGUGAUCACACAAUAUAAGCAGAGCAUAGGCUGCAGAUAACAGGAUAUUUCAAAACUCCGAAAAUUAUCAGAGAUUGAGAGCAAUCUUAAGUAACAUUUUUAUCUUUCAAUCGUUUUCAACUUGCAUGAAACCCAAACUAAUGUAUUAAGUUUAGUGAAACAACCAUACAUUUUCUAAAAAUCUGUUUGGAUUGUAGGCCAUCAACAGGAAUUUGCAUUUGUACUUACUACCCAUUUAGAACCUUAGUUUGCUAAGACUUUCUUUAUCUUUUCUGUUGUGUUGCAAUUGUUAAGCCCUUG